GCGACGUCGGCCGUGCGGGGUCCCGGCGUCGGUGGCGCGCGCGCUCCCUCCUCUCGGAGAGAGGGCUGUGGUAAAAGCCGUCCGGAAAAUGGCCGCCGCCGCCGCCGCCGCGCCGAGCGGAGGAGGAGGAGGAGGCGAGGAGGAAAGACUGCUCCAUAAAAAUACAGACUCACCAGUUCCUGCUUUGAUGUGACAUGUGACUCCCCAGAAUACACCUUGCUUCUGUAGACCAGCUCCAACAGGAUUCCAUGGUAGCUGGGAUGUUAGGGCUCAGGGAAGAAAAGUCCGAAGACCAGGAUCUUCAGGGCCUCAAAGAUAAGCCCUUGAAGUUUAAGAAGGUGAAGAAAGACAAGAAAGAAGACAAAGAGAGCAAGCAUGAACCUCUGCAGCCUUCAGCCCACCAUUCCGCAGAGCCAGCAGAGGCAGGCAAAGCAGAGACAUCAGAAAGCUCUGGGUCUGCCCCAGCUGUGCCAGAAGCCUCCGCUUCCCCAAAACAGCGGCGCUCCAUCAUUCGUGACCGGGGACCCAUGUAUGAUGACCCCACCUUGCCUGAAGGUUGGACACGAAAGCUUAAGCAAAGGAAAUCCGGCCGCUCUGCUGGGAAAUAUGAUGUGUAUUUGAUCAAUCCCCAGGGGAAAGCCUUUCGCUCUAAAGUGGAACUGAUUGCAUACUUUGAAAAGGUAGGCGACACUUCCUUGGACCCUAAUGAUUUUGACUUCACGGUAACUGGGAGAGGGAGCCCUUCCCGGAGAGAGCAGAAACCACCUAAGAAGCCCAAAUCUCCCAAAGCUCCAGGAACUGGCAGAGGUCGGGGACGCCCCAAAGGGAGCGGCACUGGGAGACCCAAGGCAGCAGCGUCAGAAGGUGUUCAGGUGAAAAGGGUCCUGGAGAAGAGCCCUGGAAAACUCCUCGUUAAGAUGCCUUUCCAAACAUCACCUGGGGGCAAGAGCGAGGGGGGUGGGGCUACCACUUCUGCCCAGGUCAUGGUGAUCAAACGUCCUGGCAGAAAACGAAAAGCUGAAGCCGACCCCCAGGCCAUUCCUAAGAAACGGGGCAGAAAGCCUGGGAGUGUAGUGGCAGCUGCUACUGCUGAGGCCAAGAAGAAAGCCGUGAAGGAGUCUUCGAUCCGAUCCGUGCAUGAGACAGUGCUCCCCAUCAAGAAGCGCAAGACCCGGGAGACAGUCAGCAUUGAGGUCAAGGAAGUGGUGAAGCCUCUGCUUGUGUCCACCCUCGGUGAGAAGAGCGGGAAGGGACUGAAGACCUGCAAGAGCCCUGGGCGGAAAAGCAAGGAGAGCAGCCCCAAGGGGCGCAGCAGCAGCAGCACCUCCUCACCACCUAAGAAGGAACACCAUCAUCACCACCAUCACUCAGAGUCUCCAAAAGCCCCUAUGCCACUGCUCCUGCCCCCACCCCCACCCCCACCCGAGCCUGAGAGCUCUGAGGACCCCAUCAGCCCCCCUGAGCCCCAGGACUUGAGCAGCAGCAUCUGCAAAGAGGAGAAGAUGCCCCGAGGAGGCUCGCUGGAGAGCGACGGAUGCCCCAAAGAGCCAGCUAAGACUCAGCCCAUGGUCGCGACCGCCGCCACAGCCGCAGAAAAGUACAAACACCGAGGGGAGGGAGAGCGCAAAGACAUUGUUUCAUCCUCCAUGCCAAGGCCAAACAGAGAGGAGCCUGUGGACAGCCGGACGCCCGUGACCGAGAGAGUUAGCUGACUUUACACAGAGCAGAUUGCAAAGCAAACCAACAAGAAUAAAGGCAGCUGUUGUCUCUUCUCCUUAUGGGUAGGGCUCUGACAAAGCUUCCCGAUUAACUGAAAUAAAAAAUAUUUUUUUUUCUUUCAGUAAA
This is a messenger RNA of Nannospalax galili (Upper Galilee mountains blind mole rat), 1845 nucleotides long. RefSeq names its product methyl-CpG binding protein 2 (gene Mecp2). Gene Ontology annotation, molecular function: double-stranded methylated DNA binding; chromatin binding; methyl-CpG binding. Lineage: Eukaryota; Metazoa; Chordata; Mammalia; Rodentia; Spalacidae. The record is from RefSeq and is a predicted model, not a curated record. Gene Ontology annotation, biological process: negative regulation of transcription by RNA polymerase II. Gene Ontology annotation, cellular component: heterochromatin; nucleus. The transcript has 4 exons. Bases 249 to 1712 code for a protein of 487 amino acids.